Messenger RNA from Photinus pyralis (common eastern firefly), 1122 nucleotides. RefSeq lists its product as uncharacterized. The record is from RefSeq and is a predicted model, not a curated record. Lineage: Eukaryota; Metazoa; Arthropoda; Insecta; Coleoptera; Lampyridae.
AUUUUAUAAAUUUUCAAGAUUUGACCACUAUAAUAACUUUUGAUGUAGUCGUCGAAUCUUGGAAAAUUCUCGACGUUUUGGAUUCUAUACUUUUCAGAAAAUGUUUUUUCUCGGUUGAUUUUGAACUGGAAACAAAAUGACCCUUGCUAUUUCACUGAAAAUCGACAAAUGUUAAGUCUAUUAGAAAACUACUUUAUAGAUUUUGACCUAAAGAAUCCAAAACGACCAGAAUUUUCAUUAUUGGAUCACUGCAUCGAAAGCUUUUUUCAGUCUUCUUUGCUCAUCUGUUCUUUACACAUAACUUUUCAUGUAGUUGUCCGGUCUUGAAAAUUCUGGAUGUUUUGGAGCCUACAGGACAAAGUCUAUAAAAGAUUCAUUUCGGACAAGCCACUGUUUCGACAGACAGGCUAUUUCGCGAAAAAUCGGCAAACUUUGAAUCGACCGGAGAAUCAGUUUUUCUUAUAGAGGUAAAUAUAUGUUUUUCUGAGUGCGUCAUCCUCUUUAUAAGGAUUACGUAGGCAUGUAGUCACGUAACACGCGACUGUUAUUCUGUUUAUCUAUAUCGCACUUACAAUUUUAUGUAUUCGUAACGUAAAUCAUUUGCGAAUGAAUCGCCAAUAGUGUCGGUUGUAUGUGCUCCGCGCGUAUGAAGUUUUAUUUUUAUAUUCAACGUGGAUGGCACAUCGAGAAGUCCAUUGCUUCUGAUGGAAUUUUUAUGGAUUCAGUUCUUCGAUCACCAACGCGAUGCUAUUCGAGGUGUACUUCCCAGGAAAAGACAUGUCACUCGUUGGAGCCGCUACUAGAGCAGCCAGGUGAAGCCACGUUUCAACUACGCGCUCCAUGCAUUUUGCAGAUGAAACUUUCCGGAAAAGAUGGAGUUUGAGGUAUUGGCCUGCAAGAUCUUCGUCACUAUUUCUUAUAAAAAGAUGAAAAUAUGCUCCGCUUUGUCCAACACCACUUUGGAACAGAAUAUCCGGGUGCGACAAAUAUUUCAACUUCCAUUGCUCCUGAUGGAAUGUUUAUGGAUUUAUUUCUUCGAUUACCAACGCGAUGCUGCCCGAGAUGUCGAUACUUCACGGGAAAAGACCGGUCUCAAGCAGUACCUACCUCCAUCGCUAGCUA